Molecule: messenger RNA, 1757 nt
Organism: Chlorella variabilis
Lineage: Eukaryota; Viridiplantae; Chlorophyta; Trebouxiophyceae; Chlorellales; Chlorellaceae
Exons: 18
Coding region: 108-1667 (519 amino acids)
Biological process (GO): translational initiation
Cellular component (GO): cytoplasm; eukaryotic translation initiation factor 3 complex
Molecular function (GO): translation initiation factor activity
Source: RefSeq, a predicted model, not a curated record
CACUUCUGGUGCCCGUUGGCGAGCUCAGUUCAGCUCACAGGAGAGGGUCAGAGCGCCGCGCAGCAUCAGCAAAGGCCAGGAGUCGCAGCCAGGACACAGCCGGCGGCAUGGAUGCAUACGAGGGCGGCUUUGCCCGCCCCGCCCCCGUGCCCAAGAUGGUGGCCGAUUUCUGCCAGUUCCUCUAUCGCCACAUCAGGGAGCGCAACAUCAACGAGGUGUAUGUGAUGUACAGCCACACCUUCCCGCACCUCAGCGAGCGCUUCUUCAAGGGCAGCACCUGGCCCACAGUGGACUCUGUGCUACCGCUGGUGGAUGGCGACCACGUGUUUGGGCUGCUGUACAAGGAGAUGUACUACAGGCACCUGUACGCCAGCACCAAGCCCACCCUUGAGCAGCGCAUGGACUCAUGGGACAACUACCGCGAGCUGUUCUCGGUGAUCCUGAACAGCAACCUCAACAUGCUGCUGCCCAACCUGUGGCUGUGGGACAUGGUGGACGAGUUUGUGUACCAGUUCCAGUCCUUCUGCCAGUACCGGGGCAAGCUGGCGGGCAAGGCUCCCGAGGAGAUUGAGAUGCUGAAGAAGGCAGACGGCGUGUGGGAUCCUACGGCUGUUGUGGCCUUCCUGAAUGAGUUGGUGACGCGAUCGGCCAUCCGCGAGGAGCUGGCGCAGCCUGGCGCGGUGGACAAGCUGUACCAGACCGAGGGCUACGGCAGCAUGUCCAAUGUGCGCCGCAUGCUGGGCUACUUCUCCCUCGUGGGCCUGCUGCGCGUGCACUCCAUCCUGGGAGACUACACCACCGCCAUCAAGUCCAUGGCGCCGCUGCACCCCUUCCUGCGCAAGAGCCUGUUCACCACCAAGAUCCCCAUGUGCAACAUCACGCUGCUGUACUACACUGGCUUUGCCUACUGCAUGCUCCAGCGCUACCUGGACGCCGCCAAGUGCUUCAACUUCAUCCUCACAUACAUCUCCAAGGCCAAGCACCAGGCCCGCGGCGCUGUGUAUGAGCAGAUCCUGAAGAAGAACGAGCAGAUGUAUGCGCUGCUGGCCAUCGUGACGGCGCUGUGCCCCACCGCCAACCGCCUGCUGGACGAGGCGGUGACCAACACGCUGCGCGAGAAGUAUGGCGAGAAGGUUCGGUCGAUGCAGGCGGGGUCCAGCGACACCUUUGAGGAGCUGUUCACCUACGCCUGCCCCAAGUUUGUGUCUGCCGCACCACCCGACUUUGCCAACCCGGGCGCCAACUCCAACAUGGAGGCCUUCCGCGUGCAGCUCAGGGCGUUCAUGAGCGUUGUGGAGGAGCGCAAGCACCUGCCCGCGCUGAAGCAGUUCCUCAAACUGUACAGCAGUAUCCCCACCACCAAGCUCGCUAGCCUUGCGGAGAUGGACCCUGCCACGCUGAAGCAGCAGCUGGCCCUGCUGCGGCAGAGCACGCAGGUGGUGACAUGGACCACUGGCGACCCGCUGGCUGGCACGGCAGUGACGGCAGGCGACAUUGAGUUCAGCAUCGAGCAGCAGGAUGGCGAGGAGAUGGUGGUGGUUGCCGAGCCAAAGGCCAAGACGGUGAAGGGGGAUGUGCUUGUAAGGCACAUAGCGCGCUUUGAGGAGAUCAUUCGUGAUCUGAGCGCCCUGCCGCAGCCGGGAGCCCAGCCGGUGGCCGCACACUGACUGGCGUGAGGCAAACGGGCGUUCGUGGUUUGCUGCUUUCUGACCGCACAUUGAUUGCACUGGAAGAUUUUGUUAACACAAACAAUCAAU